Penicillium griseofulvum is the source of this 3612-nucleotide messenger RNA. RefSeq lists its product as uncharacterized. Bases 1 to 3612 code for a protein of 1203 amino acids. The transcript has 4 exons. Lineage: Eukaryota; Fungi; Ascomycota; Eurotiomycetes; Eurotiales; Aspergillaceae. The record is from RefSeq and is a predicted model, not a curated record.
AUGGGUCGUUCGCGUGUCCGCUCGUUUAUAUCCAGCUUUGGGGGGUCAAGGAACAAUGGUUCAAAUAAAGAAAGCAGAAAGUCGUCGAGCAACGUUACGCCAGUGGCCAACGUGACUCCGUCCGAUACACCCCAGUGGCAAACCACUCCGCCCGAUACACCAUCUCCUCCGACCGAAUUAUCCCCUGUAAGCUCCGGGCCAAGAGGUGGAACUAGCUCGCGACCGGCAUCCAUGAUUGUCUCACGAAACCCGCCUCUCAUGCAGCAGGCGGGCGAUACCCCGCCGGAAUUGUCGCCAAUAUUUUCAUUCCUCAACAUCCACACAAAUAAGGUCUAUCAUGAAGGUUACUUUUUGAAACUGAAUGAUCUGGAUUCUCACGGACGGCCUUGUGGUGAUCGGCAAUGGGUGGAAUGCUACGCACAGCUGGUCGGAACUGUUCUUUCACUAUGGGAUGGCGCUGCGCUGGACGCAGCAGGUGGUGAAGAGGUCCCGGCGACCUUUAUCAAUUUGGCCGAUGCGUCUAUUAAGAUGCUUGAGACUCUUCCGAUCCAAAAUGGAGCUACAGCACCAUUGAAGAACGUACUCAGCGUUUCGUCCGCGGGCAAGAAUCGUUACCUCUUGCAUUUCAAUUCUUUCAACUCACUGACCCAAUGGACUGCGGCAAUUCGUCUCUCCAUGUUCGAACACACAUCUUUGUAUGAAGCUUACACCGGUUCAUUGAUCGCAGCGAAAGGAAGAACUCUCAACGGAAUCAACUCCAUCCUAGCACCCACCAAGUUCAAGUACGAAGAUUGGGCGCGUGUGCGAUUUGGAGCAGGGACUCCGUGGAGACGAUGCUGGUUUGUGAUCAACCCUCCAGACGAAAAAGAGCUGCAAAAAGCGCGGAAAGUAUUGAAGAAAUCGGCAUAUGACCGCUUGUCAAUUCCAGUUACCGGAAACAUCAAGUUUUACGAGACAAAGAAGACCAAAAAGGCGAUUCCCAUUGCAACAGUUACUCAGGUUUACUCGGCAUAUGCGAUUUAUCCACAAUCCAAGGCUCUAAUUGAUGCAUCCACCCUAGUAAAGUUAGAAGGACGGAUUACCACUCACGCGCCUGAGUCUUCCUCGGAGGGUCUUGUUUUUAUUAUGCCUGAGCCGCAUGCUGCGAUUUCUGGAUUUGAGAUGAUGCUGCGCUUCCUUUUCCCGACAUUCGACGCUUUCAAUCUCUACGGCCGCCCUACUCGCCUGGUGGCAGACACUAAUCACAUCAAGAGCAUCAUGUUUGCCUUCCCUAAGGAGCGACGCUACGGCUAUCUUGAUAUACUGGACAUUGCCAGUCUUCUUCAAACCCCGGGAAGCCAAGAAUGGAGCGAAGCUCAGUGGAGAAAACAGCUUAAAGAGGCAACACAGCGUCGAAUUUCAUCUGGCAGGAGCAGAACCAAUAGUGUCAACAGCGUAAGACCUCGUUAUCGCUCGAUGUCUGGUCGAAACAGCGAUGUCCCUAUGGACUCUGCUCGCCGCCAGUUCGCUGGUCUUGAGAACAAGGCUGAAUUUAGUAAUUCUACUGAGGCUAUUAUUCAUGAGGUUCCCCAAGGUGAGGGCUCCCCCAUUGUGUAUCACAACCGCGGGAUUUCCGAUACCACGGGCUUCAAUGCUGGCUCUCGGCUAGGCAAUGGACCUCUGGAUGAGAGCUCACCUGACUCAUCUUCUCAUGAUCUGGUGCACCGUGGUGUUCCGGCGGUCGCUCCUAUCGCUGAGAGUACCAGCUCCGAAAGCGACCCAAAUCUCGACCAUUUCAAUGGCCCGCCAGUCGGCGAGCAGCUUCCUCCACGCACACCACCGGCUCCUGUUGCGAACCCACCUGGAUUUUCGCAUGGACCUAAAGAGAUGCCUACCAACCGGCCAGAGGCUUCUUCUGAACAGAGGCUGGCAAGCAACCGGAUGUCUCACGGAACACUUUCCCAACUCACAUCAGUCGGAACGAUGGGGCUGGGCGCGGCAGCUGCCGGAGCUGCAUGGAAAAGCCACCAGGCACAGGCUACGAACAACCAACUACCCCAGAACAAGAGCUUGGAUAGUGCCUACACCCCCGGCCCUGUUGCGUCCACAAACUCUCUUGCAACUUCAUCAAGUGACGAGGGCCUCGGUCUUGCAUUCCCGGCUCGACCUCCCCAAGUUCCGGAACAUCGCCCGAACACACCUAGUACUACCAGCAGCCCAAAGCGGUUUUCUCCCCAGCAGUCUUCCCCUCAACGGAUGCAAAUUGACGCCAACAAAUCCGUGCGACGCAAGCCACUUCCCCGGCAAACCCUUUUUGGAGCAGAGCCACCCUCACCGAGCGAACCGAGCUACGAUGAUCUUCGCCAUACCCUUGAUGAAGACGCGCUGAAUAAAAUUGCUCCUCACCUUCCGUCCCCAGUCUCAUCCACUGGAAAAAGAAACGGAAACGAGGAUGAGAGCAUUUAUGAUGAUGCAUCGACGGUUUCGCCCGACUAUGCUAGCACCCACGGUUCUGUCUACAGCAAGAAAUCCGUCGCGUCCACCAAACCCAGAAUGGGUGUCAUGAAGACCGUGGGAGUGCCAGCAGCCCAAGAUUUUGUCAUUGGCGAUGCUCGUUAUGCUGUGGAUAAAGCCCCGACCUCGAAUCCUGAUAUUCCCACGGUAGACUUCGGUCCAACUAUGACCUAUAUGCCUACCACCGGGCGCCCAACCACAUCAGACACCUUGAAGAAGUCAAUGCAUCAACGCAAUGAUUCGUCGGGAACCAAAUUCUCGGUCCCUACUCAAGCAAUCGAUCAGGCCCGGCCUUCCAGCCGGGAUGAAUUUCGACGAAGCGUGCUGUGGCAGCCUGGCAUGGCUUUCGGUCGCCCUGUCACUCCAGGUGGAGGCCUCACCCCGGAGCAGUUCGUGCAGCAACGGGCGGCACCUAGCCCCCCGAUGCAGGUCCACAAUCGCACCCCUUCCAAUCCCAUGUCAGUGCAACGCCCGGUAUCUGGCGACUGGACACAAUAUGCCCGUCCCAAUUCGCCCAUGAACACUCAGCGGGAUCCCAACUAUCGACCUUCGUCUCGCGGUGCGCAGAGUAUGCUUAGACACAACGAUGCUCCAACCAAUCUUUCCGCUCGUGAGCAGGAGCAUGUUGCCCGCAUGACUGGCUCUUCAUUCUUCAACUUGUCAAAUGACAACCGGAAACCACAGGCGCCAGUAAACCCUAUGGGUCUUGUCUCUCACAUCGAUGCGCGGGAGCGCGAGAAGCGAGACAUGAGGGAAGGCAUGUCGAACCAGGCGGUUCAGCAGGCCAUUGCGCACCGUCAGCAACACAUGAUGCAGCAACCUAUGAUGCACCCGCAACAGUACGCGCCUCAACAGUUCUCCCCACCAUUCGCGCCUCAGCAGAUGCAUCCCCAACAGGCUGGCUCUGUGUAUCCCUCUCAACAUAUCCGCCAAGAGUCCAUGUAUAACAUUCCGACUGCCAGCCAUACAUGGGAUGCCCUAAACCAGACGAUCCGGCCCGACGAACCCCGUCGAUCGUCCUGGUACGGACAGCUUUCGCAGGCUCCUCAAACACCCCCUAGCUACCAACAAAGCCAGCCUUACGGUCAUGAACAAAGGUACUACAGCUAUGCUAAAUAG